AUGGCUGAGCCCGUGGACAUGAUGGUCAUGGCCUGCAAAGACCCGUCUUGCGACUUCAAGCCCAUGAAGAUGAAGAGGCGUCCUCUCGGAGACGAGGAUGUGCUGAUCGACAUGGUCUACUGUGGGGUUUGUCACACGGACUUGCACAUCGCAGCGAACCAUGUUGGAGGUCUGCAGCCGACUGUGUACCCAUGCGUUCCAGGCCAUGAACUAGUAGGUGUGUGCACUAGAGUUGGAUCCAAGGUGACCAAGGUCAAGGUUGGUGACCAUGUGGGCGUCGGCUGCAUGGUGGACUCUUGCAUGAAGUGCACGGGGUGCAAGAAGGGCAAUGAGAACCUGUGCCGCAAGCAGAACACAGCCACAUAUCAGGGGAAGGACCUGCACGGCCGAGCUGCGACGUAUCCAACCGGUGGAGUAACCAUGGGAGGUUAUUGCACCAAGAUGGUGGUGCACGAGCACUUUGCAAUCCUCAUUCCCAAGAACUAUCCAUUGGCAAGUGCUGGUCCGGUGAUGUGUGCAGGUGUCACCAUGUAUGAACCCUUGCGUUAUUGGAAGGCUGGUCCGUCCAGCAAGGUGGCAGUUGUCGGCUUGGGAGGUUUGGGCAUGACUGGAAUCAAAGUCGCCAAGGCCAUGGGCUGCCAGGUCACGGCCAUUUCUCGUGGCGAGAAGAAGAAAGCUUUGGCGGAGAAGAGUGGUGCAGAUGGAUUCAUCUCAUCCAUGUCUCCGGAGCAAAUGCAAGCGGCAUGCCAAUCUUUCGAUUUGGUGCUGGACACCAUACCAACCGAACAUGACUACACGCAAUAUCAGAAGCUUGCUGCCGUUGACGGAAAGUGCGUCUUGAUCGGUAUCUCCAACGCCUUCGGUGGCGCUAUAAUCGUAGAUGCCAUCACCGGCGGCAGAUCCACAAUGUCAGCCUCGAUGAUCGGCGGCGUCCAGUCCACGCAGGAAAUCAUCGACCUUUGCGCUAAGCAUAACAUUGUCUUGGAUCACAAGAUUUGUCCAGUUUGGGAGCUGGGCAAGAUCUUCGAAGAGUUGGACUCAAGCAAUGAUCAGGGCCUGCGGUAUGUCCUGGACCUUCAGUGGAUUGCUUGUCCGUGUGCGGCCUGUACCGGUACCAAUGAUGCAGAGUUCCUAGAUGGCUUUUGGGUCUUGGGUCGGUUCGGAUGUUGGAAUCUGGGAGACACACAGACGGACUUGGAGUGA
This is a messenger RNA of Symbiodinium necroappetens, 1203 nucleotides long. Lineage: Eukaryota; Dinophyceae; Suessiales; Symbiodiniaceae. The record is from the annotation of a GenBank genome assembly.